ACCUACUGAGGCUUAGCAGGAGCUGCCUAGCCAUUGACAAGGAUUUUUUCCUCCUUGCCUCCUCCCCUGGACGAGCUCCCCAGGACGAAGAUGCUGCUGAGCCUGUUUGCUCUGCUUUCUGCAGCCCUGCUAGCCAGAGCAGCCCCUCCAACUUGCUACUCCAGGGUGUUAUCUCUGAGCAAAGAAAUCACCGAGUCCUUCAAGGAGCUUCAGACCUCCAAGGCUAAGGACCCAUGCGUGGAGACCCUGCCCAGGCUGUACUUGGACAUCCAUAAUUACUGUGUGCUGACAAAACUCCGUGACUUUGUGGCCUACCCCAGAUGUGAGAGAGUGCUGGAAGUGAGUGAGCUGAAGGAAAAAGCCCGGAGCCUGUACACCAUUAUGAUCUCCUACUGCAGAAGGGACUUGGCGUUCCUUACUGAUGACUGUAAUGCUCUGGAAAGUCCCAUCCAGUCUUCCAUUGAGUCCUCUGAAGACAUUGACAGCUAAAAUGGAGUCGGCCCCAAAAUUGUACCUGGGAAAUUUUCAAGGAGACCAGGAGUUAAGAUACAUGUAACGUUGUCAGCUACAGCAUUAGACCUUUUUCGAGCACACUAGCAAGAUUGUCACAGACCUACCCAUUUUUCUCAGCCUUGGCAGGAAAUGAACCGCAUGCCUUAAAUACCUGCAGAACUCCUAGGGAAAGCUAUGGUUAGAAAGCAGUUUUUUAUUUGGCAAGGUAUGAUAUUUCAGCUUAGCCAAAUGUAUAAAGUAUGUUUUGUUUAAACACUAGGUACUAGAUUUUUAAACUCUUCUAUGAGUAACUAGAUUAAUAGAUCAUACUACAUUUUCUAUAUUCUAUCCUAAGAAGUUCUUUUAUUAGAUUGGUUUGAAAGGGACUUUGUUUCUCUUAAGACAUUUGAUAGAAGUGUACUUCUGUACUGACAGACUUCUCUCUACUUGUAUGGAUCAUAUAUGUAUGCUGGUAACUUUUGAUAUCAGACUUGUAAGAAUAGAAAUGAAAGUAUCUUGCCUGAGUGAAAAAUUAAAUAAAAAAACUUCUAACCCAA
Gallus gallus (chicken) is the source of this 1049-nucleotide messenger RNA. It is a transcript of the gene CYTL1, whose product is annotated as cytokine like 1. Lineage: Eukaryota; Metazoa; Chordata; Aves; Galliformes; Phasianidae. The record is from RefSeq and is a predicted model, not a curated record. The transcript has 4 exons. Gene Ontology annotation, biological process: positive regulation of transcription by RNA polymerase II. Bases 91 to 489 code for a protein of 132 amino acids.